AUACAGGAGUUGCAGGACCAAACCAUGUGGUCGGCGCGUGGUUUGGUUAUACCGAGAGUUACACGUGUAAUUGUCAAAAUACCAUUGUUUUACACGUAACCCGUCCAUCCACGAGUUAUUAAUGUAUGGGGUGUAGUUAUCAAACACGUCAGCCCAUUGCGAAUACAGUGUUAAAAUGCAAAUGAAGUUGAGUGCACGGCGCGAAUCUGCAACCAGAGAUGCAGAUGAUUUAGUUCUUACGAGAAAAGGCGGAGGUAGUAUAAUAGAUCAUCGGCCCGUCUUUUCUCACGAUGGAGAAACACUGUACAUAAUAUGGAAACAAAUUAUAAGAGCCUAUAGUACACAAACAGGAGACUUUGUAAAAGAAUUGGAACCAGCUAAUCUUAGAAUUGCUGGAUUAACAGUACACCCGGAAAAUUUUAAUACUAUUAUUGCCUGUACAGAGAAUGGAGAACUCAAUUUUUGGAAUUGUCAAAGUGGCAUUAUCACGAAAAAAUUAAAAUUGGUAUUCCAAGAGGAACCAAAAGUGAAAACCUUUCACAUUGUAAAUUAUAAGACUCAUACAGCGAAUCAGUUAAGUCAAGUUCUUGUGACCUAUGUUUCAAAAUGUAACACAAAGAUUUAUGUAGUGUUAUUUGACUUGGAUAGUGGAGUUAGUACAAAAUCUACAUGUAUAUCAAUUUAUUCCCAAGAGUAUUAUGUUGAUAUAAUUGGAAAUCAUGGGGAGAAUUUAAUAGCGGUUCUUCAUGAUCUGGAUUUACAUAUAUUAAAUCCAGCAAGGAAUCUUGUAGACAAAUUACACAAAACAGGCAAAACAGGUAGAAUACCAACAUGUAUUGCUGGACAUCCAGAAGAAGAAUGCGUCGCUACGGGAGAUUCGACUGGUCGUGUUGUGGUAUGGAGGAAUUUAUUCCAAACAAGGCCAUAUACAGCGGUCUAUCAUUGGCAUACACUACCAGUUACUGAAAUUGCAUUUAGUAAAUCAGGUGGUCAUAUGUAUACCGGUGGAGGCGAGUGCGUAUUAGUAAAAUGGGUUUUAGCGAAUCCGCUCCAUAAAUCUUUUCUUCCUCGAUUACCAGCACCUAUAAAACAUCUUACUAUUGCUCCAGAUAAUUUGUACGUUGGUGUUUCUACAUUGGACAAUGGCAUCGUAGUUGUGAAUCCACAAAGAAAGUUGACCUCAGUAAUACAGAAUUUCACAUGGGGUGUAGCUUUGUCUUCCCAAGAUUUAUUCCCUGCUGGCCUUGUUGUUGAUCCACGUACAGGCUCUCUUGUUUUAAACAGUCGUACUGGACAUGUUCAAUUUUAUAACACCUACACAAAAAGUCUAUUGUACAAUAUAAAUAUUACGGCACAAAAUUUUUUAACUCAAGAGCGCAGCUUAAUCAUUGUAAAUACAGAAGUUACGAAAAUAGCUUUAAAUCACGACGGAACUUGGAUGGCGACUGUCGAGGAACGUAACGAUAAAUUAUCAUGCAUAGAAGUUAGGCUCAAGUUUUGGAUGUUCGAUGCAAAAGAACAAUUGUUCUCAUUAAACACGUCGAUUGAACUUCCCCACGAGGGAGGCGUUAAUGCAUUACAAUUUCAACCGACCACGUUACUCGACGAAGAUGGACCACUUGUAGUUACAACUGGUAGGGACAAGAAAUUCAAAUUGUGGCAUCUUGAUGAGUCUACGUCUAUGUAUAAAAAUACAAAACAUUGGCAAUGCCACAGUGUAGGGGAUUAUAGAAAUCUGCCUGUAACGGACGCGGGUUUCUCAGUAGAUGGCUCAUUAGUUGGUAUUGGUUUUAGUUCUAGUGUAACAAUGUGGACACCAGAUACGUGUACAUUUAAAUGCAGUCUUACUCAGAGUCAAUAUCAACAACCAAUAACACGGAUCGAGUUUGGAAAACAAGAAAGUUGUCAUCUUGUUGUCGCAGCUUCCAAAGAACACAUUGCAGUUUGGAAUAUCUUGUCUCUUACGUUGAUAUGGAGUGUGCCUUUAAAGGUUGCAACUCUCGCAGCUGAUCCCAAAUCUACCCAUAUGGCUGUUUUUACAACUGAUAAUUCGCUGUUUGUGUUUACACCUCAGAAUCUGUCGCCCGUGUACACGAGAAAAAACGUUAUUGAAAAGAACAGUUCUAUUUUGGGAGCAACCUUUGUAUCGCAUCUUCAAGAUAAACGUGAUCCCUCGUAUAAACGGUGGCAGCGAAAGUCGCAGCUAUUCUUUUUAGAUUCUAAUCAAGAAUUAUUAACGUUGGAACCAGAGUCCGAGGUGACUAUAACCCUAGAAACUCUGUCUUCGAAUGGUUCUGUACCCGCCACCGCCUUCGCCAAUAUGAUAGCAGCUAAAACAACUGUAGACAAGGAGAAAGUAACUUCAUACGUGCACGGAGAACUGGGUAUAUCAGGAAAGGGAAUGGUCGAAGAACUCCUCAGCGUCUCGUCCCACACUUUGCCGCCCAUGAAACUGCUCUGUGCAUCUUUCAUCGCCUCUCUAUUGAUGUCAUCGACAUCGAAGGCCCAAUCAACGGCUGACAAGUACGACAGGGACGAUCGUGUAAACAACGAAGAGGAAUCAGCGGAAGAGAGCGAGAGUGAAUCUUCACGACCAACGAAACCGGAAUCUUCUGGUGUUGUUGAAAACGAUGAUACAGACGAGACGAAUAUGCAACUGGUCGACCAAAAUUGGACCUUCCUGAGUACCAUACUUCCUGACCAAGACGACAUGGAGACUAUUGAACAUUGAUCAACACGGAAAGAAGAU
Dufourea novaeangliae is the source of this 2749-nucleotide messenger RNA. Its product is annotated as WD repeat-containing protein 75. The transcript is spliced from 15 exons. The record is from RefSeq and is a predicted model, not a curated record. The coding region runs from base 176 to 2731 and encodes 851 amino acids. Gene Ontology annotation, molecular function: RNA binding; protein binding. NCBI's taxonomy places the organism in Eukaryota, Metazoa, Arthropoda, Insecta, Hymenoptera, Halictidae. Gene Ontology annotation, cellular component: nucleolus. Gene Ontology annotation, biological process: positive regulation of rRNA processing; positive regulation of transcription by RNA polymerase I.